Exophiala aquamarina CBS 119918 is the source of this 1011-nucleotide messenger RNA. RefSeq lists its product as uncharacterized. NCBI's taxonomy places the organism in Eukaryota, Fungi, Ascomycota, Eurotiomycetes, Chaetothyriales, Herpotrichiellaceae. The transcript has 2 exons. The coding region runs from base 1 to 1011 and encodes 336 amino acids. The record is from RefSeq and is a predicted model, not a curated record.
AUGCUGCGAGAACGACACCGAUCACGAUCCCGCUCUCCCCACCGGCCUGAUCGAAGACAAAAACACAGAACUCGAUCACCACACCAAAAAACACCGUCUGUGAAACGACCGCUUCCGCUCGGUGCCCAUGAAAUAUCUCGCCAUGACCUCCCCAAGUACCGGCCAAUGUUCGCCCUGUACCUGGACAUACAAAAGCAGCUUGACAUUGAGGGCCUGGAUGAGACCGAAUCAAGAGGCCGGUGGAAGAGUUUCGUGAGUAAAUGGAAUCGUGGAGAACUCGCAGAGGGAUGGUACGACCCUCAUACACUUGAAAAAGCCAAAUCAGCCUCUGUAUCUACGCCUGAAUAUGCACUUAGCCAUCCUGUUUCCCACAAGAAACGCAAGGUCACCGCAUCAGAUCAUAGCGAAAACGACGACGACGCUGGUGAUGACUACGGUCCAGCACUGCCCUCUAGUGAAAGCACUCUACGGCGAAGCUUCACAGACAAUGGGCCGGUGUCCGGAACUGGAGUCGGAGCUUCAAUUCCAACCCUCGAAGAUCUGCGAGCCCGCGACGAUGAGGCCCGUCUCGACUCAGAGCAGGCCGGAAAAUCUCAGUACGCCUCCCUCAAGCAGGAACGCACGCUCGAUCGCAAGGAGCAAAAAGCACUACUAGACGAUCUCGCACCACGGGCGGAGGCAGGGACGCGCGAGCGCCAGCUGGAGAAGAAGCGAGAAAUCGCGGACUCGAAUCGAGCGUUUGCGGCAGCGAAGGAUGGCGGUGGCGAUGCGGAUCUACGAGAUUCCGAUAUUAUGGGUGACGAGAACAGUCUAGGCGAGGUGAAGAGGAUGAAGAGGGAGAAUGAGCGCAGGAAGAAUGAAAGAGAGAUUAGGAAGGAGGAGAUUCUACGUGCCAGAAAGGCUGAGAGGGAGGUCAGGCUGGCAGCUUUGAAGGAGAAAGAGGAUCGGACAAUGCAGAUGUUCAAAGAUAUUGCAAAGGCGCGGUUUGGUGGCGAUCAUGAUGACGAGUAA